Penaeus indicus is the source of this 501-nucleotide messenger RNA. RefSeq lists its product as uncharacterized. Lineage: Eukaryota; Metazoa; Arthropoda; Malacostraca; Decapoda; Penaeidae. The record is from RefSeq and is a predicted model, not a curated record. Gene Ontology annotation, molecular function: catalytic activity. Gene Ontology annotation, cellular component: nucleus. The coding region runs from base 1 to 501 and encodes 166 amino acids. The transcript has a single exon. Gene Ontology annotation, biological process: chromatin remodeling.
AUGGUCAUCAGGAUAGGGACACUUAACGUGGGAAAAAUGACAGGGAAGAGCAGGGAACUGGUAGACAUGAUAGAACGAAGGAAGCUAGAUAUACUGUGUGUGCAAGAGACAAGAUGGAAGGGCAGUAAAGCGAGAGAACUUGGAGCUGGCUACAAAUUAUUCUACCAUGGGGAAGUCAGUGGAAGAAAUGGAGUGGGUGUGGUGGUGGAAGAAAAGCAUAUUAAUGGCGUGCUAGAAGUACAUAGAAUGUCAGAUAGGAUAAUGAGUGUGAAACUGGAAAUAGAAGGAAUGGUGUCAAACAUUAUUUCAGCAUAUGCACCACAGGUGGGAUGCGAUCGAGAGGAUAAAGAGGAGUUCUGGGAGAAAUUAGAUGAUCUGGUUCAGUUGAUUCCAAGAGAAGAAAGGCUAAUCAUUGGAGCAGACUUCAAUGGACACAUCGGCGAGGGAAACGGAGGAGACGAGAGAGUGAUGGGAAAGUUUGGGUACUCACACGCAAUGUAG